Molecule: messenger RNA, 4421 nt
Organism: Xiphias gladius (swordfish)
Lineage: Eukaryota; Metazoa; Chordata; Actinopteri; Istiophoriformes; Xiphiidae
Gene: apaf1
Product: apoptotic peptidase activating factor 1
Exons: 27
Coding region: 309-4088 (1259 amino acids)
Biological process (GO): regulation of apoptotic process; apoptotic signaling pathway
Cellular component (GO): apoptosome
Molecular function (GO): ADP binding; protein binding
Source: RefSeq, a predicted model, not a curated record
UUGUUUCCUUGUAGCAGGUCAGAGUGAGUGAACUUUGUCGAGACAAGUAUUGAAAUGAGUUCAGCGUGUAAGCCCGACGUCAGUGAGUGAUAAAAUGAAAGUGUGUAACCGGGGUUAGGUUUGAGCCCCGGUCUCGCAGUAUCCAUAUUCACUUAAGCACUCAGUUACCGGAACUGUAGACCUGUCAAAAAAAGUAGCUGUCCUCACACCGUUUUGUUGAUACUAGACGCCGUUAAGAGGAAAUUAACCCAUAAACGUCACGUUAACCAGCGCGACAGCAUCCUGCAUGGUUGGUGUGCUGCGCAGAGAUGGCGCUGGAGGAAGGGGCCCGGAGCUGUCUGCUGCGCUUCCGCCACAGACUGGAACAGGACAUCAAGCCCCCCUACCUGAUGGACCACUUGAUCAGUGAUGGUGUGAUGAGUGUGGAUGAGGAGGAGAGGAUCAGGGCUCAGCCCACCAGGAAGGAACAGGCUACGGCUCUGCUGGAGCUGCUGCUGAGGAAGGACAACUUUGCCUACAUCUCCUUCUACAACGCCCUGGUCAAGGAGGGCUAUGAUGAUUUGGCCAAUCUGCUUCAUGACGAUCUACCGCGGAUCUCACCAAAUGCAUAUAAGAGCUCCUCUGAUGGCCCCUCAUCUUCUGUCCAGAUGGUGCUGAGUGAAGGUGGUGUACCACAGAGGCCCGUGGUGUUUGUCAGCCGACCGGAGCUUUUGAACCGGGUCAGAGAGAAACUCUACCAGCUACAGAAGGAGCCUGGCUGGGUCACUGUCUUCGGGAUGGCCGGCUCGGGCAAAUCUAUCCUGGCUGCAGAGGCUGUCAGACACCAAGGGGUCAUCGAAGACUGCUUUCCUGGAGGCAUCCACUGGUUGUCCAUUGGCCAACUGGACAAACCAGACCUGUUGGUGAAGAUCCAGUCAUUGUGUUUCCGUUUGGAGCAGAGCCUAGAUUCCCAGUCCCUCCACCGGACCCCCAACUCUCUCGAUGAAGCCAAGGAGCGUCUGCGCUUUCUCAUGCUGCGCAGAUUUCCCAGAUCUCUGCUGAUUCUAGAUGACAUCUGGGACAGUACAGUGCUGAAGACGUUUGAUAUCCAAUGUCGUAUACUUCUAACCACCAGAAAUAGAAGCGUUACUGAUUCAGUUAGUGGUGCUAAAUAUGAGGUGGAAGUGGAAAGUGGUCUGGAUGAAAACAAAGGACUGGAGAUCCUCGCUCUGUACACUAAAACUAAACUGCAAGGACUACCCGAGGAAGCUCGCAGCAUUGUCAGAGAGUGUAAAGGCUCCCCUCUGGUGGUGUCCUUGAUCGGGGCUCUGCUCAAAGAGAAACCCAACCGGUGGCAUUACUACCUCCGCCAGCUGCAGCAGAAGCAGUUCAAGCGUAUACGGAAAUCAUCGUCUUAUGACUAUGACGCCCUGGACCAGGCCAUGGCUGCGAGCAUUGAGGUCCUGCCUGAUGAACAUCGAGAGCUCUACAAGGACCUCACUGUGCUAGAAAAAGACAUUAAAAUCCCUGCCAAGGUGCUGUCUGUUCUGUGGGACCUUGAGCCGGAGGAGGUGGAGGACAUUCUCGAGGAGUUUGUCAACAAAUCUCUGCUUUUUGUGGACAGUAACAAUAAACCCUACCUGUAUUACCUCCAUGACCUUCAGCUGGACUUCCUGGUGGAGCAGAACCGCACCCAGCUCGAGAGCCUUCACGCUAAAGUGGUACGUCAGUAUCAGUAUCACUACAGAGAUGGUCCUCCCAUCUCAGGAGAUGAGGAAUGUCUUUAUUGGAUCAGAUAUUUGACCUACCACAUGGCCAAAGCCAACCUUUCUCAGGAGCUCUACUCCCUCAUGUUUUCUCUGGAUUGGGUCAGCAUCAAGGCCCAGAUAAUGGGUCCAGCCCACCUCAUCAAUGACUAUGUGGAGUACGGACCAAUUCUGGACAAAGAGCACAGUGACGUGCGCAGUCAGUUCCAGGAGUUUCUGUCCCUGAACGGCCACCGGCUGGAACAGCGUCCUUUCCCUGAUGUGGUGCAGCUUGCCUUGUCUCAGCCACACACCUCCGAGGUCUACAGACAGGCUCUGCUGCAGGCACAGGACCGGGUCAGCACAGGGGGACUCUACUUUGACUGGCUGAAUAAGAGCAGUGUGAAGUGUCUGUCCCGUCUGGUGAUCCACCCCCACCAGGGCUCCAUCUACUCUGCCUGCUUCUCCCACGAUGGAGCCAAGAUCGCCACCUGUGGAGCCAGCAAGACGCUCAAGGUGUUUAAAAGCACCUCAGGCGAGAAGCUCAAAGAGAUCCAGGCCCACGACGAUGAGGUGCUCUGCUGUGCCUUCUCCCCCGACGACCGUCUCCUAGCAACCUGCUCCAGUGACAGGAAAGUAAAAGUGUGGAAUGUGGACCGAGCCAUGCUGCUGAGGGUCUUUGCGGAGGAGCACGAAGAGCAGGUCAAUCACUGUCAGUUUACAAACACGAGACGACACCUCCUCCUGGCCACCUGCUCCAACGACAAGUUCUUGAAUGUCAAGGUGUGGAACCUCAACAAGCCAUCCUCCCAGAACACCAUGUUUGGCCACUUUGAGCCAGUCAACCACUGUUGUUUCUCCCCCGAUGACACCUAUGUGUCCACUUCUUCCAACGACGGCACUGUUAAGCUUUUUCAGGUGUCAUCUGCCAAUGAGUGGAAGACGAUCAACGUGAGCAGCAUGUUUACAGAGAGCGAUGAAGAGGUCCUUGUCAAGUGCAGCACCUGGACCGCCGAUGGCAAACGUAUCAUAUGCGCUGCCAGGAACGCUGUUUUGGUGUUUGAUGUGGAGACGUCGGAGAUGUUGUUGGAGAUCAGAACGAAUCGUCUGAGCACAGUGCAAUACUGUCACGCCUGUCCUACCAGUAACUUGCUGGCCAUUGCAUUCUCAAACUACGCUGUAGAGCUGUGGGACCUGGAGGCCGAUAAAAAGAUGGCUGACUGCAGUGGGCACCUGAGUUGGGUCCAGCGUGUUCAGUUCUCUCUUGACGGCUCACAGCUGCUCUCCUGCUCUGACGACCAGACUGUCAGGCUAUGGGAAACUAAGAAGGUUCACACCACCUCAGCUGUCUGCCUGAAAAGAGACUCUGACGUUCUCUUCAAUGAUGAAGAUAUCAUUGUAUCAGCUGCGGACAACUGCAACAGACUGCAGGUACGUGAUGGCAGGAUGGGAUCAGUGCUGUUCCAGUCAGAAGAGAAGUCGUCCAGGAUCCGGUGUACCUGUAUGUGCAGGCAGCCCUCUGUGGUGGCUCUGGGCCAAGAGGAUGGCACUGUACAGGUGUUGGAGGUGCCCUCUGGGAAGCUUCUGGCCACUCUGCUGGGACAUACAAAGACGGUGCUGCACUGCCAGUUCAGCCAGAACGGCGGCACACUUAUCACAUCCUCCGAGGACACCACCAUUAGGGUGUGGAGGUGGCAAUCUGGGGAGGGCAGAGUACUUCAGGGACACAAAGAGCAGGUCAGAUGCUUCUCUCUGCUCUCCAACUCGCCGGCCGACACAAGACUGCUGUCCUGGUCCUUCGACGGUACUGUCAAGGUGUGGGACAUAGAAAGUGGAGAGAAGCUACAGGACAUCGAGGCGCAUCGGGGAGCCAUUCUGUCUUGUCAUGUCUCACCAGAUGGAUGCUUCUUCGCCACCACCUCUGCUGACAAGACUGCUAAGUUGUGGCACUGUGAGACCUGGCAGUGUGUCCACACACUGAGCAACCACCAAGACUGUGUCCGAAGCUGCCGAUUCUCCUGGGACAGCCGACGCCUCGCAACUGGAGAUGACAACGGAGAGAUCCGGCUGUGGAGUGUCAAGGAAGGAUCCUUGCUGAAGAUUUGUUCGCGGGAGGGGAAAGACGGUAUGGACUCACUCCACGGAGGCUGGGUGACUGACCUGCACUUCUCCCCAGACAACUCUCUUCUGGUCUCGACUGGCGGCUAUAUCAAGUGGUGGGAUGUGGAGAAAGGCGAGGCCCUGCAGACCUUCUAUCCGACGGGAAGCGCUUUGAAGAGAAUCCACGUAUCGUCCGACUUCUCCACCUUCGUCACCAUCGACAGCAUCGGCAUCCUCUACAUCCUCCAGAAGGUGGUGCGAUGACCGCGCUGCCAGCGCCACUCCAAAAGACGCCAAAAAAACGACAGAAACAGACCAUCACAGUCCAACUGAACACUACAUUUCCUAGCCGAAACUUGACUUGACCAGUUUUAUACCAGCUUUAAAUGAAAACUGUUCCGGUGACAAUCAGCUUUUGGGAGUUUACAUACUCAGUGAAAGAGCUAAAGAUUCCCGCUCCAGUCUCUCUGUUUUACACAUCAAGACAGAAGAUGCAAAUGCACGAUUUUUGUACAUAAAACAGAGCCGAAUCUCUUAUAAAAAGAAGAAGAGGUGCGUCAAAAAAGCGACAUGUUUCCUUCAAAAAAAAAAAAAAAA